AUGUCCAUCCUACAUUUAAGCUUUUACUCAGCCUUCACCCUAAGCAGCCUAGGACUAGCAUUCCACCGAACUCACCUAAUCUCCGCCCUACUAUGUCUAGAAAGCAUAAUACUAUCUAUAUACAUCGCCCUAUCAAUCUGGCCCGUCGAAAAUCAAGCAACAUCCCCCACACUAAUACCAAUAUUCAUACUCACAUUCUCAGCUUGCGAAGCAGGCACAGGCCUAGCGAUGCUAGUAGCUUCCACACGAACCCACGGCUCGGACCACCUACAUAACCUAAACCUCCUACAAUGUUAA
This is a messenger RNA of Balearica regulorum gibbericeps (East African grey crowned-crane), 297 nucleotides long. The record is from the annotation of a RefSeq genome assembly. Lineage: Eukaryota; Metazoa; Chordata; Aves; Gruiformes; Gruidae.